Messenger RNA from Uranotaenia lowii, 4552 nucleotides. Its product is annotated as ras-related protein Rab-11B-like. Bases 563 to 1210 code for a protein of 215 amino acids. Gene Ontology annotation, biological process: exocytosis. Gene Ontology annotation, cellular component: recycling endosome. The record is from RefSeq and is a predicted model, not a curated record. Lineage: Eukaryota; Metazoa; Arthropoda; Insecta; Diptera; Culicidae. Gene Ontology annotation, molecular function: GTP binding; GTPase activity. The transcript has 6 exons.
CCGACAUUUUGUUUCUCAUCGUACGAAGCAACGUCGUUGUCUUUCUCUGCGAACGUUUUCGGGCGAUUUCCAGCGGCUCGCGGAACUUUGAAUCGGAUUUUUCGGACACUUCGAGUGCCACCGGAAGUAAGUCAAGGUGUGAAUUGACGGUUCUGUAAUUCCCUGGAGCAUAAAAGUUAUCGGAAGGAGUAAUCGCAGUUAGAAUUUCUGGGUGGAUUUUUUUCCUCUGCUCUACGGCUGCGGAUAUUUUUUUUUUUGCUGGUGCUACGUUGGAAGUUGGAGUGAGAGGGCAAAGCGAGGUUCCCUUUAGGGCGAAAGGAGACAGAACAAAGGGGUCGUGUGAAAUGGAAUAAUCGGCCCGUGGUCCAGCGGAAGUAAAAGAAAGGCAAUUUUCAAUCCGAUCCUUCCCUGGCGGAAGCGAAAGUUUCAGAAGAUUACAAUACCCUACACACAUAGCAUAUUAAAAGAGAACGCAAUUUUUGGAGAUAGAACGUCGCCUUUCGGAUAACUCGGAACAACAACAACAGCAGCAGGAACCGAACCAGCCAGAACAGACACAAUAAUGGGCACUCGUGAUGAUGAAUAUGAUUAUUUAUUCAAAGUGGUACUGAUAGGGGACUCUGGUGUCGGCAAAAGUAAUCUACUAUCGAGAUUCACUAGGAACGAAUUCAAUUUGGAAUCGAAGUCAACAAUAGGAGUAGAAUUUGCCACUAGAAGUAUAGAGGUCGAUGGUAAAACAAUCAAAGCCCAGAUAUGGGACACGGCCGGUCAGGAACGCUACCGGGCCAUCACGUCUGCCUACUACCGGGGUGCCGUCGGGGCCCUGCUCGUGUACGACAUUGCCAAGCACCUUACCUACGAGAACGUGGAACGGUGGCUGCGUGAGCUGCGCGACCACGCCGAUCAGAACAUCGUCAUCAUGCUGGUCGGCAACAAGAGCGAUCUGCGGCAUCUCCGCGCGGUGCCGACGGACGAGGCGAAGGGAUUCGCCGAACGGAACGGCCUCAGCUUCAUCGAAACGUCGGCCCUCGAUUCGACCAAUGUUGAAACUGCAUUCCAAAACAUACUCACAGAAAUCUACCGGAUUGUUUCGCAGAAGCAAAUCCGAGACCCGCCCGAAGGCAGUGUGAUCAGACCGAACCUGGAAAACAUCGAAGUCAAGCCGACCAACCCGGGUGCGGAAUCGGUGGGCAAACAGUGUUGCCAGUGACCGCCACAAGCAGACCAGAUCGAGAAGAUAAAAGCAUAAUCGUAAUCGUCUUUAGAUACUUCUAUUUUUGUGUCAGCAUUUUUUUCAAUAUCGACGGACGGAAACAAUCCUGAUGUGUUCGAGAGACAAAAAACGGCCAUCCUGAAGUUGGGAGCAGGAACCGGCUUCGAUAAUGUACCGGGUCUACACCUUAUGCGACAAAACUGAUUCCCACAGCUGCAAGAUCUGUAUAAACCGGCAGCUCGAGUUCAAGUUCUUCAAGAAAAGUUCAUCAUAUACCAAUGUCGCUGACAAACCAACAACCCUCCUAUAUGUUAACAACAAUGCCCGUAAACACACGGUAAUAAGAACCGGCUCUGAUUAUAUACCUGGUUACACCAUUUUUGUUUUGAGUGAGUCAUGGCGUUUCAUUUUAAUUUUUUUGGUAGCCAUUGGUGACAUUUUUGGUGCUGAUAGGAAAGAAUGAGAAAGGAUAAAAAACCAUUUCGAAUUUGAAUUUAAUUGUUUUAUUUAAAUUUAAGUGCACUAUUUACAUAAUUAUUUAAUAUUCCAUUAAUCAAUCUGCUUGAGGAGUACCUCAUUUUAUGUAUCUGUAAUUUUAUUUGUAUUUAUUUUUUAUAAAUUUCAUAAAACUUAUUUUCUAAAGUUGUUUUUAAGGACACUGAAAGAUGCCCUACUUAAUGCAUCACUAACAAAGCACCUCUGCAUAGGACAGCACAGCGACGCCACAUCGACCGACAUCUUUUUCAGCACCACGGACCAGCACGACUAGCACAGCACCACCGACUCAGAAACCUGGCACAGCAAUACCGACUCAGCAUGACUGGCACAGCACCACAGACCCAGCAUGUCUGACACCACCAGACCAGCGCGUCUAGCACAGCACCACCAACUCAGAAUACCUGGCACAGCAACACCGACUCAGAAUUACUGGUACAACACCACCGAUCCAGCAGGGCUGACAUAGCACCACCGAUCAGCACACUGACUCCGCACGACUAGCACUGCACCACCGACUCAGCACACGACAGAAAACACCGCACCAAAUGACAUCACUUUCAUUUCUUCUUAUAAUUUUUUCACAACAAAUCAAAUCAGCUGUUUUUGACAGAAAACAUCUGCAUUUGUGUUAGUGUAAUAGAAAUCGAUAGAAACGAAUCCUGCCACCGAGCUUGAUCGUUUUCGAUUGGUUUCGAUCGAUUUCGAUUGGCUUCAAUGAACGUCAAUUGGAUUAGUUUCGACCAAAACAUUGGCUGAGUGAACAACAAUUUACCAAUCGAAAUCGAUUGAAACCGAUUUCAAUUGCCUGUUGAACACGCUUAAAGAAGAUGACGCAGCGUUCCGUUCUUUCAACUGCUAUCUCACCAACAGCAGAAACAACAUCAGCAACAACAGCAGCAAAACAGCAACAUUGUUCACUGCUACUGCAUGUAAUUCAACUACUAUUAUUACUACUACAACUACUAGUACCACGAAAUAUUAAAAUCUACUAUUCCAGCUAUUAUAAUUAUGAUUAUUAUUGCUGCUGCAGUUCGGCAAUUCUAGCAGUGAAAAGGUGGCAGUACUUUCUCUCGAUAGUGAUAAUAGUUUCGGUAUUGUGCUUUCAAUCUUAAAUGGAAAACCAUAAAAAACCCAAAACCCCAGGAGGUUGAAAAUGAAAUGUUACACCUAAUACCAAAAUAACCAGAAACAAAAACACAGAUCAAAUAUGUAUAGGCUAAUCGAGAAAAGAAUUGAAACAUAAGAACACUACUAUUCUUAACCCUCCCUUAGCCACAGAUUAAAUUGCAACCCUAAACAAAAAUCUUGUGAAAACAUAAACUACGAAAACAAACAAAUAUUUGAAUCACAUACUUUUCAGCUGAACCUAGAUGUCAAAAUUUCGAUUCCAGAAAGGGCUAAUACCUUAUCAUAGUUGUUGUUGUUCGGAGAAACAUGAACAGUGGUAAUAAUUAUCCGUUCAGUCUUUGUACCUUUUUUUUAAUUUUAGGCGGCGAUCGGCAAUAGUUCGAAUAGUAUGUUCUGCUCCCGAACGGAAUUGUUCACAGUAUCGAUGUUAUUCACCAACAAAAUCACAGAAAAAAAAAACGCUUCAUGCACCCGUUCCCAAAAACCAUAGACGUUUACACAUAAACAUUUCCUGGAGAAAGAUAAUCACGAGUGUUGAACGCAGAAUCAUGAAAAGUGUCAAUCACCGUUUUUUGAAGAUGGACAUUUUAGUUGUUGAAUCGAACAAGCCUUAAGACAUUAUUUCUUUUCAGUGUACUCUAAUAAGUUAUUCAUUAAUGUGCAUAUACGACCUGCUUUUUUAAGGUUUGACUUUUGUCUUAUUUGUUCUAUCAUUAUUAGUAUUUGAAAUGGGACAGACGAAUGGUAAGACAAAAGUUUCCCUCAGAUGAUGUAAUUUUUUCCGUUAGUUCCAAUUGACUACACUGCAUCAAUUUACUUUUUAAAACACCUCUCUGCUUGCCCUCGCUGAGUUCAUCAACAUUUGACCAGCUAGGAAGCUGCAGAGAACGUAACAGAAGGUGCUGAAUCCUUGAAACAACAGCAAUCCAACUAGGCAGGCAAACUGAUUCUAAGAAAGUGGACAAACCUACCAAAAGGUUAAAUGCAUUUGCAAGAAUGGCUUCGUACACAAACUAAGCAUAGCUGCGACCUGCAAAUAUCAACGGAGCUAGCAAACGCGAAUGAGAUACGUAGGCAUAAGUCAGUGAUAUGCUAGAAAAGUGAAAAACAACUAAGUAACGUUUUAUGCAGCUUUGAUCAACAAAAGUUAGCAUUAACCAUAGCAGAUUGCUGCAACGGAUCAUCAAAUAAAAUGCUGAGGAAAGUUGAAAAGUGUUGGGACGGUGUUUCAAUUAUUCCACCUUUUCGUCUUUCCGAAAAUGUCCCUACUUACAUUUCAAAUAAGGUCUAGUUCGUUCAUUUCAAGCUGUUCGCUUAUUUGCUAAGCUAUUUCUGUUUUCGAUUGAAAAUGUCUCGUGGUACUAUCAUCUGCUUAGAUCUUUUUUUUAUCAGCAACUGUAAUCUGUUAUGCUAUUUUCAAAACUUUAUUUUCCAUUUAGUUACUUAUGUAUAUUUGCAAUGUUUCUGUGGUGCCAGCAGCAGCAUGAUGCAAACAAAAAAUCACGCGCUUCUAGUUUGUAGAAAAUAAACGCGGAUAUGCAGAGAAGAGAAUGAUAGCAGAAGAAUAAAGUGCAGCAGCUGUUUGCAAUUUAUUAGGAUAAGCAGCAAAAGGGGCGCGAGCGAAUGAGCGAGCGACCGAACUGGAAGAAACAAACAAAACAGAAUUAAAAGACGCAGAGAAGAUGGCAAAACGUGCGCGGUGUUACGGACUGG